Tetrahymena thermophila SB210 is the source of this 1575-nucleotide messenger RNA. RefSeq lists its product as hypothetical. NCBI's taxonomy places the organism in Eukaryota, Ciliophora, Oligohymenophorea, Hymenostomatida, Tetrahymenidae. The transcript has 3 exons. The record is from RefSeq and is a predicted model, not a curated record.
AUGAGCAACAAGAAGCCUCUGAAUUUUUAUGAAAAUAGAGGGAUUAUUAACAUGGAAGCUAGAUUUCCUCCAAAUUAAAACAACAACGACUUUGAGCAGUUUUAAUUAGAAUUACUUAAAAAGCACAAUUACGAAUAGAAUGUGAAUCAAAAAAAUAUUGAUUUCUUAAAUAAUAGCUUUGAUCAAUAGUAGCAACAACAAAGCGCAGCAGUUGCUCCAAAUUAAUAUUUUUCAUAGAAGAACCUCAGAACAUACAAUGGAUUCGAUAACCAUUAACAAUCCCAAAGCCAAUAUAAAUCUUAAUUGCAAUCAUAAUAAAAUGAGCCGUUCCAAAAUCAAAAUAGAUUCAAUACUGAUUAUCCUGAAAUCACAGUUAACAGAUAAUUAGCAAAUCCUCGCUCUCAAAAUUCUCCUUCAAAGAUUUUCUCAUUGAAAAACAAUGCUGACAGAUUUUUAACCCCAGUAAGUAAUUAACAAGGCAAAUUCUUAGCUUCUCCAAGCAACAAUGGAUAGCAAUUAAGCGCCACUAAUAAAUCAAGCCAUAAGCCAAUUUUUUCCAGUAGUAUAGUAAACUCUUAAGCAUUUAAUGAAGUAGAUAUUUCAGAGAUUCAUUAGCAAAAUCAAGAAAAUGAUUAGGUUAAGCACUCUAAAAAGUAUCAUGUUCCCCCUCAUUAAGAAUAACUACAAGAAGAAAGAGUCAAACGCUCUCAUAACACUAAUACGAACUCUUAGUUUUUCUCAAGUCCCACAAAGUCAGGCAUAAAUAACAAAAAAAUAUUUAAUGGAGAAACCAAUAAUGAAGAAUUGAAUAAAUCUCAUAGCUAUAUCAAAAAUGUAGAACUUUUAAAUUCAGAAGAAAGAAUAAAAAAGUCAAAGAUAUUUUAGAGCCAAGACCAAACUUUGAAUGCAUAGCAACAACUUUAAUAGCAACAAAAGAUGAGUUACAUUGAAGUUAGUUAAAACCAAGUUUAGGACAAGUAUUCGAGAGAAAAAGCCCUCAGAGAACAAGAAUUGAAGAAGAUCACACUGGAAUAGGCAUUUUGCUAGAAUUGUUUCGAAUUUAUUAGAUACGAUUCAGCAGACAUAGUUGACCUCCACAGUUAAAACUGCAAGAGUGUAGAAGAUCAAGCCAGAAUUUAGGUUUUACAAUUCAUACAAAAGGAAAGAGAGCUUCACAACAGCUUUAUCGAUGAAACAGAUCAUAACGUUAUUGAAAACCAACAAUUAAUUUAAAUAUUAAAUACUAAGCUAGAAAAGCUAAGAUAUCUUUUUAUGAAAAUGACAAACGUCCUUUAAGAUUCUGAUUUCUUGUAGGCUAAGCCAGAAAUUAAAGUUUACAACAUUGUUGAAAUAAAAAAAUCAAUGGAAAAAAUAUGUAAUCAAGAUAUUGAUUGUAGAUUCAUCCAGUCCUGUCUAGAAAACAUCGAAAACCAAACUAAAGACAUAGAUCUAAUUUAAAAAAUAUAUUGCACUCCCGAAUCCACCCAAUUCCUACAAAUAAUAAAAACCGUGCCUGAAAUCGCCUACAAAAAAAUGGAAUACAUAACGAAGCUCCAACAAUAAAACGUAUUUUGA